Drosophila willistoni is the source of this 1347-nucleotide messenger RNA. RefSeq lists its product as uncharacterized. Gene Ontology annotation, biological process: mitotic cell cycle; spindle organization; establishment of meiotic spindle localization. The transcript is spliced from 5 exons. Gene Ontology annotation, molecular function: protein binding. Gene Ontology annotation, cellular component: spindle pole. The record is from RefSeq and is a predicted model, not a curated record. NCBI's taxonomy places the organism in Eukaryota, Metazoa, Arthropoda, Insecta, Diptera, Drosophilidae. The coding region runs from base 117 to 1214 and encodes 365 amino acids.
UCAAUUCUCUGAAAUGUUGAUUGAUAAUUUAUUGAAUUAUUGUUCACGUUACAAUAAACAAUACAAGUUACACACACACAAAAAAAACACACACACGCACACAUAUUUCUUUUACAAUGUUUGUUGGUCAUAUGCAAUGUAAGGGGAAGGCCUCGAAGGAGCGCAGUAGCACAGAGUCAUCCAAUUAUCGCUCACUAAACUAUAGCGAAGAAGGCGAAAUCGAGUCGUCGCUGUCAACUAAGUUUUCGCGCACAUCGUUACUCAUAAACGACUAUAAGCAAUUUAUAGCGGCUCGUCGAAUUCAAGCAUUAUGGCGAGGCUAUCAUUUUCGGCAAAUGAGAAAAUCGCAUUGGCAAGCGGCUAUAACGAUUCAACGCUGGUGGCGAGGUUUUCAAGUGCGUAAUGCCAUGUUUAGUAAAAUCGAGCAGCGUCUUCAAAGGACCGUCAUAGAGCAUUAUGGUCGGGCGGCUACCAAGAUUCAGGCAUUGUUUAGAGGCUGGUGGAUAAGGCAGACAGUUCAUGAUAUGCAUAGUCUAAAACGAAUGCAAAUAUGUGCAGCUGAAGAGCUGAUUAAUUGUGUGGCCUUUAAGCUGCAUCAUCUGCUGCGAACCUUUGCCAUUCCCGGUGUCUAUUCUUUGCGCAAUUCCAACUGCCUAUCACGAGUAGAGAAACUGCUGGCAACCAUGACUUUUCGUUUUCUCAAUGAUCGAGUGCGAGGUCGACUCAAUAAGAGUCUAACACAGAAAGAGCAUCGGCGUCGCGAAUUUCAAAUGUCAAAAUAUAAUACCUCAGUUCCAUAUGCUGGACCCAAUUUUAAUAGGAACUGUUCACGGCCAUGUGAGGACUUUUUGAAAAUGGAUAAAGAUAUAGAUCGACGUAUGUACAAAAUUAUUGCAGAAUAUGAAAAGACUCUGGUAGAAGAACCAGUCGUGAAAUUAAAACAUAAAUUAAAGGAACGCAAUCAACGGAAAUUUCUCGAAAGGAUACUCGCCCGUCAAAAUAAGCACAAAAAGAGUUUUUGCGGUGAUGUCAUCGAGAGCAUGCGCAAAUGGAAACUCUGGGAUGGUCAACAACUACAAAUCGACAAAGAUCUUUUUCGCCAUCCGGAUAAUUUGGAAAACUUUAUCAUUGAAAUGGGCGAUUUAUGGGAUGAACUUGAACAAGCCAGCUGUCAUUGCAAAGUACCCAAGCCUGAUGAGCUUCUCUGUCAUUGAUUUGCCCAACGUUUUAGAUUGAUACUCGUAGACGAAAAUCUAAAUUUCUAGUAUAUUCUAGAUUAAGAUUGUUUUGGAUAUUUUAUUAGUUAACAAGACAUAAAUAAACUUCAAACAUGAUUACUGCUAGAGA